Messenger RNA from Brassica napus (rape), 999 nucleotides. RefSeq names its product calmodulin-like protein 5. The coding region runs from base 151 to 783 and encodes 210 amino acids. Lineage: Eukaryota; Viridiplantae; Streptophyta; Magnoliopsida; Brassicales; Brassicaceae. Gene Ontology annotation, molecular function: calcium ion binding. The transcript has a single exon. The record is from RefSeq and is a predicted model, not a curated record.
UAAUUACAAUAAAUAAAAUUUUCUUUCUCUCUCCCUCUAUAAAACAACAACAAUUACCAAGUUAUUUCUCUACCACACAAGCUCUGUUUCUAAGCUCUCCUCUCUGUUUUCAUCACAUUUCGAAUAAAGAAGAGUUUGAUUUCAACAGUUAUGGUGAGAAUCUUCCUUCUCUACAAUCUCUUAAACUCUUUUCUCCUCUCUUUAGUACCAAAGAAGCUUCGAACUCUCUUCACUCUUUCCUGGUUCGACAAAACUCCCCACAAGAACUCAUCCAUGUCACUCUCUCCAUCACCGUCCUCUGCUCCAUCCAUAAAAACAGAUCCCACCGAGCUAAAACGUGUUUUCCAGACCUUCGACAAGAACGGAGACGGUCGUAUCACCAAAACCGAGCUCAACGACUCGCUAGAGAAUCUUGGAAUCUACAUACCAGACCAAGAACUCACUCAGAUGAUCCACAACAUCGACGCCAACGGCGAUGGAUGCGUGGACAUAGACGAGUUCGAGUCCCUGUACAGCUCCAUCGUCGACGAGCAUCGCAAGGAUGGAGAAACAGAGGAAGAGGACAUGAAAGACGCGUUUAACGUGUUUGACCAGGACGGUGACGGGUUUAUCACCGUGGAGGAGUUGAAGUCUGUGAUGGGUUCCUUGGGACUCAAGCAAGGUAAGACAUUAGAAGGUUGCAAGAAGAUGAUCAUGCAAGUGGAUGGUGAUGGUGAUGGUAGAGUUAAUUACAAAGAGUUUCUUCAGAUGAUGAAAGGUGGUGGUUUUAGCUGCAGUAACUGAUCUUUAUUUAGGAUUUAACAUAUAAGAGUGUGUGUUUUUAUUUGUUUAAUUUGUUUGUUUUCUUUUUAUGUGUAAAUAAUUUUUUUUUGAUGAUGCAUCAAGUGUGUAAUUUUUUUUCCUUUUUAGGAUUCUCUAAGGUCAUGUAAGAUUCUCCUUCUCAUUUCAUUUGGUUUAGUUUUCUUUGUGUAACAUUUCUUAUCAAACAAUUAUUAGUAA